Molecule: messenger RNA, 1664 nt
Organism: Drosophila virilis
Lineage: Eukaryota; Metazoa; Arthropoda; Insecta; Diptera; Drosophilidae
Gene: I-2
Product: protein phosphatase inhibitor-2
Biological process (GO): regulation of signal transduction
Molecular function (GO): protein phosphatase inhibitor activity
Source: RefSeq, a predicted model, not a curated record
UUAACAGCGCCUUUCAGCAGACGCACUAUUAAUACAAAUAGAAUAAAUAAAAUAUCAAAAUUAAAAAGCGCUAAUUUGGUCAAACAGCUAGCGCGCGUUUUUAAAUACAUUUAACAUAUCUAAAUUAAGUUAAACACAACGGUCUCCGCGAUACCACUUGUGACUUAAACGCGUUUUCAAAUCUGCAAUUUCGAUACGUAAAUUGCAUUGCAAUUCCAUACGGCUGCGGCUUGGUUAAAACAAAAUAAAAAAAAAAAAACAUAAAAACAAUUUAACGUAUUUCCCAUAAAGAAUAAAGAGUCAAGAUGCAAAACAAUCCCAGUCCACAGCUGCCAUGCAAGGGCAUUUUAAAGACUUCGCGCAGCUUUGACAAGUCGGGUGCCAGUUUUCGCAAAAGUGCCAAGUUUGAUGAGCUGAAUGUGAUGCAAACAUUUCAUCCAGCCGAUAAGGAUUACGGGCAUAUGAAAAUCGAUGAACCGAAAACACCUUUUAACUACACGGAGCCAUUUAAUGAGAACAGAGACGAGCUGGACACCGAACUGCUGGUUGAGAAAUUACGAAUUGCGGCCAGCACACAACAGUCUUCCCAAAGCAUUGAUGAUGAAGGUUCUUCCGGCGAUGAUCAACCCAUUAGCGAAGAGGAGCGACAACGACGCCGUGAAUUCGAGCGGCGUCGCAAGGCGCAUUAUCGUGAAUUUGAGGCGGUCAAAUUGGCCCGCAAGCUAAUACAGGAAGAGGACGACGAUGAAGAUGAUGGUAAUGACGCAGCUGCUGCUUCGGGGUCAGCACCAGGCGUUGCCUCCAGUUCCAGCACUUAUGCCAGCGGCUCGAAACAAAAGUCAAGUCCGAAAACAACAACAUCCACGACCACCAGUGCGACCAGCAACAGCAGCAUCAUGGACCUGGAGCCGUCUCACAAUUAAAAGCAAUAUGCAACACAAUAUUUACAGGGUUCUAACUGACGUUGUUCGUUGAUGUUGAUGUUAAUGUUGUCCGCGUAGGCGGCUCAUCCGUAACUUAAUUUAUUGCUACUAAAUGCUGUCGUAAUGAAUUCAAUUUAUAUAUACAUUUACCUAGCGUAAAACAGGUAAAAGUACGUAUAUUUCAAAUAGCAUCCGGCGCAAAAUGUGCUUUCCAUCAAUGAAGUAUGAUACAAAUCUAUUGAAAUUGUAGCUGCGAGAUAUUUUACAACCAAGUGCACAUUAUAAACUAAUAUACGAGUAAAUAUAAAAAUUUGUAGCGUUAUGUCUAGUUAAUGCUUAUUUGAUCUGAUCUUCUCCAAUUGAAUAACGAAACUGAACUCUCAGCCCAACCUCCAAACAAAAAGCAUUCAUUUGCAUUUAAUUUUCAAUAAGUGGAAAUUUAAUUUCUAAACUCACACAAACACACACACACAAAAGUGCCACAACAAAAAGUAAAUUUAAUCAAGAAGUAAGCCUAACGAGAGAAAUUCCAGGAAGAAAAAGCGCAUUGGAAACACGCUGUAUUUGAAGUUGAGUAUGAAAUUGAUUUGGCCUUACUUUUAGUUAUUUAUUAAAACCAAUAUGUACUAUAACGAUAUAACUAUUAUAAUAACAAUUACGAUUAUCAUUGUGAAUAUAAUAGUUUUUAGCAAUGCAAUACAAAAGUUUCAAUAAAGAGCAAUGUAAAAACCUUUGUAUAAA